Balaenoptera musculus (blue whale) is the source of this 9756-nucleotide messenger RNA. RefSeq names its product ALS2 C-terminal like (gene ALS2CL). The record is from RefSeq and is a predicted model, not a curated record. Lineage: Eukaryota; Metazoa; Chordata; Mammalia; Artiodactyla; Balaenopteridae. The coding region runs from base 250 to 3180 and encodes 976 amino acids. The transcript has 28 exons.
GGCCUUCGGGGGCGGGGCCUUCGGGGGCGGGGCCGACGUGGGGCGGGCGUCCGCGAGAGAGCAACCGCGGCGGUUUUCCCGGCGUGCGCCUCCGCGCCGCACAGCUCCUCCCUCCUCUGCCUACCACUGAGUUUGCUGGAUGAUCAAGGGGGUUCCAAGGCAGCCCAGGAAAAAGCCUCCACAGCAAGCAGCACUUCCUUGCCUGUCCAGACCAGGAAAUAACAGAGCCCUGAGUCUGGCACCCUGGCCAUGUGCAGCCCUGAGGAGGCAGCCCUGCUGCGGCUGGAGGAGGUCUUCUCAGCUACGCUCGCACGCAUCAACAGCUUUGUCCUCCAGCCCCUUCUGGAGGCCGCUCCAGAGCCCUCAGAUCCCUGGGGCAGAGAGUGCCUACAGCUCCUGCAGCAGCUGCACAGGAGCUCCCAGCAGCUGUGGGAGGUGACGGAGGAAAGCCUGCACUCAUUGCAGAAGAGGCUGCGCCACCCGGACUCCAUCAGUCUGGAAUCCCUGCUGCUGCUGCACAGCGCUGACCGUGUCCUGCAGGUCCACCUGGAGUACCUCGAGUCCUACACAAGCUGCGUGGCAGUGCAGGCCUUUCAGAAGGCAGUAAAGAGGAGAGAGUACUGGCAGGGCCAACGGAAGGCGCUGCAGCAGCUCCUGUCGGGCAUGAACUCAGAGGGCUCGGUGGGCACAGCGCUGGUCCAUGCCCUCUGCCAGCCACUCACCCAUCAUGUGCAGCAGUACGUGCUCCUCCUGCUGAGCCUCGGGGACACUGUUGGGGAGCGUCACCCCGCCCGGGAGCUGUUGGUGCACGCAGCCACAGUCUUUGGGAACUUGCAGUCCUUCAUGAGGCAGGAGCUGGACCAGGCCAUGGCCACACAGGCCCUCUGGCACACUCUGAGCAGCCGGCUGAGGGAUGUGCUCUGUACCCCCGCUCGCCGACUCUUGCAAGACAGCCAGGACAUACCUGUGACGGUCACCCCGCUGAGGGCAGAGCGUGUGCUGCUCUUUGAUGAUGCCCUUGUCUUGCUACAGGGCCACAGUGUCUACACCUCUGAUCUGAAGCUGGUGUGGGUGGAACCUGGGCAGGACGGGUGCAUGUUUCACCUCCUCACGCCUGAGGAAGAGUUCUCCUUUUGCUCCAAGGACCCGCAGGGCCGGCAGUGGCCUGUCCUAUGUUUCCCUGUCCCCCCGCAGGUGGCCUGGCAGUGGAAGGUUACCCAGGCUGUGUGCCAGACCUUGCGUGGGAAGAAGGACUUCCCGGUGCUGGGGGCGGGCCUGGAGCCUUCUGAACCCCCCACCUGCCGCUGUGGAGCAUACACCUUCCGUGCGGAGGGCCGCUUCAGCCAGGCCACCUAUGAGGGCGAGUGGUACUGGGGCAGGCCCCAUGGCAAGUCUGGUGGGUCUGGUGCCCAUGGACCUGAUGCCCGUGGACCUCGACUGUGUUCCAGGGGAACCCUGAAGUGGCCAGACGGGCGGAAUCAUGUGGGGGAUUUCUGCCAGGGCCUGGAGCACGGCUUUGGCAUCCGCCUGGUGCCCCAGGCCUCCGAGGAUAAGUUUAACUGUUACAAGUGCCACUGGCAGGAAGGCAGCAUGUGCGGCUAUGGCAUCUGUGAGUACAGCACCAGCGAGGUGUACAAGGGCUACUUUCAGGAAGGCCUGCGGCAUGGAUUUGGGGUCCUUGAGAGCACCCCGCAGACCCCUCAGCCCUGCAGGUACACGGGCCACUGGGAGAGGGGCCAGAGGAGUGGCUAUGGCAUCGAGGAGGACGGCGACAGGGGUGAGCGCUAUAUUGGCAUGUGGCAGGCUGACCAACGCCAUGGCCCAGGGGUCAUGGUCACCCAGGCAGGUGUCUGCUACCAGGGGACCUUCCAGGCAGACAAGAUGGUGGGCCCAGGGAUCCUUCUCUCUGAAGACGACUCCUUGUAUGAGGGCACCUUCGCCAGGGACCUGACCCUCGUGGGGAAGGGCAAGGUCACCUUCCCUAAUGGCUUCACCCUGGAGGGCUCUUUUGGCAGUGGGGCAGGGAGAGGACUGCAUACCCAGGGUGUGCUGGACACAGCUGCCCUCCCUCCAGAUCCAGGCAGUACCCGCAAGAGGCAGCUGGGCCUGGGCGUCUUCCCCGUGGAGAACCGCUGGCAGGGCGUCUAUGGCCCCUUCCAGGACUUUGUUCAAGCUGGCUGCCCUGGAGACCUGCAGGAGGCCCUGCUGGGCUUCCACGUGCAGAGCUCAAGGGAGCUGCGCAAGUCCCAGGAGUACCUGUGCUGCGAGAGGACCCACCCCGAGGACCACGCCGGCAGAAUGGAGGACAUCCUGGAGGAGCUGCUGCAGCACCGGGCGCCCGAGGCCCUGCAGCAGUGCCUCAGGAAGGCCCUGAACAACUCUCUGCAUCCCCUGGGAAAGCUGCUCCGGACUCUGAUGCUGACCUUCCAGGCCACAUACUCAGGCAUUGGGGCCAACAAGCACCUGCAGGGGCUGGCGCAGGAGGAGGUGAAGCAGCACGCCCAGGAACUCUGGGCCGCCUACAGGGGUCUGCUGCAGGUUGCCUUACAGUGCAAGGGCCAGGCCCCAGAGGAAGAUGAAGAUGCAGAGACAAGGGAACUGCAUGUGCACAGGUUGGUGCUACCCCUUGUCCUGCCCAGCUUCUACUCGGAGCUCUUCACGCUCUACCUGCUUCUUCAUGAGAGGGAGGACAGCCUCUACAGCCAGGGCAUUGCCAACCUUAGCCUCUUCCCCGACACCAAGCUGCUUGAGUUCCUGGACGUACAGAAGCACCUGUGGCCCCUCAAGGACCUCACGCUGACGACCAAUCAGAGAUACUCCCUGGUCAGAGACAAGUGCUUCCUGUCAGCCACGGAAUGUCUGCAGAAGAUGAUCACCACGGUGGACCCCCGGGAGAAGCUGGAGGUGCUGGAGAGGACAUAUGGGGAAAUUGAGGCCACUGUGUCGCGGGUGCUCGGCCAGGAGCACAAGCUGCCCAUGGACGACCUGCUGCCGCUGCUCAUCUACGUGGUGUCGCGUGCCCAAAUCCAGCACCUGGGAGCCGAGAUCCACCUGAUCCGUGAUAUGAUGGCCCCUAUCCACACAGGAGGCCUGUAUGACUUCUUGCUCACGGCCCUGGAGUCCUGUUACGAGCACAUCCAGAAGGAGGACAUGAGGCUGCAUCGCUUGCCCAGCCGCUAGAACUCCAGGGAACCGUGGUAGCUCAGCUUCUCCUGGACAAACCGCAGAGCUGAGAGGGGCCACCGUGGAAUUCCCGUGGAGUGAGCGUGGCCCAGUCUGGCCCUUGUGGCCCACAGGACAGAAGGCAGGAUGAGCCCUGGAGGUGGCUCUUGGAGGAGAUGAGCGUUUAAUUUCUCGCAGGGAGAUGCUGCUGCUGUCCUGACUGGGAGGAGGGUGAGGGCGAUGGGUGUGGCCCCAGAGCUGGUGGUUUCCCCUCCCCUGCCCCCUGCCACUCUCUAGGCCAGCCUCGGAUGACCUUUUUGACCUGCAGCAGCUCAUGGACUGGGGACAAGGAGCCCCUGGCUUCUCCUUGCCUCAUCCUUGCCUCCAAGUUAUUGAGCCUCUCUGGGCUUCAGUGUUGCCAUCUGUAAAAUGGUGGACUACAUGGUCUGUAAAGGGCCUUCCAUCCAUCUUGCUGACUUCUGGCAUCCUUCCAAGAGACACCUGGAGCCAGGUAACCACCUGCCGUGUGGGUGCCUGGGGAGGCUGAUGGAGAUGGCCACCUGCGGGCAGGCGAGUCCCCGCUCCAGUGAUGGCCUCCCCCGGCUGCUGCAGGAGCCCCUUCGCUGCAGUGAGAGCACUGGUGUCCACUCUGUGAGUCUGGUUGGGAACCAGGAACUCUCGCGCCUCGGGUGAUCCAGCUGACGUCAAAAGCAGCCUCUGUCCUCCGUCCUUCUGGUCCCCAUCUCUUCUUCAGGAUGAGGAUUCUGCUUUCAGCAGUGAUCGUGAGGAAGUGGUAAAAUUCUUCACAAUCAAUCUCAAUCAGGACUUCAUGAUCACCAGGGCCUGAGAGGAGAGAGGCCAAGGGAGAUGCUUUUCACUGACGGCAUUCUGACAGGCUACAAAAAGCCACACUGGCCCUGCCCUCAAGGGCCUGGACUUGGGGCUGAGAAAGACAGAGACACCUGAGAGUUAUUAAAUGGCCUCUCAGUGAGCAGAUGUGUCCGAGUCACACGCCCCAACCCCCCACUUUUCUCCCCCAGUGCAGCCCUGGUCCUGCAUGCAGUCUCUCAUGCAACCUCUCAACCCCUGCUUCCCCCCCCACCCUUUACUUCCCUUCAACAGUCAAACCUAUCAGCUGCCACCUCCUGCUCUCCAGCUCCUGCCCCUCCUUGUUCUGUCCCCUAGAAAUGUCCUCCUCCAGUCCCACUGGGUCGCAGGCUGCUCCAUCCUCGCAGGCCCAGCUCUCAUGAAGCCCCGUGUCCCAGGGCGGGAGUCUCCCCGCUCCCCAGCCCUUCUCCAGGGCCCCUUCCCCGGCCUCAUCACGUUACUGGUGUGUGACUGGUGGGUGCCUGCUUCCCCCCAGUUCACCAGGCACACAGCUCACUGUACUUGCUUGGCCGAGAGAAGGGGGAACCGGAUCCGAGUUCUGACCAAGUCUCUGUUUAUUCAGACCACCCCUGAGGGUGCUGGGAGCUAGUGCACAGUCUGGGCAGCCCCUUGCCCACUGCAGCCCCAGAGAAGGCUGGAAGGAGUUGAGGUGGGGGUGAGAGAGCAGUCAGAGCAAUGCUGUGUAACCCGAGCAGGGACCUGAGUGAGGGCCACAUGGCCUCAGCUGUUGGGGCUCCCAGAGGGAUGGCUGCUUACUGUGGGGUCAGCGAAUGGCAGGGACUGCCCUCCUGUGGGCACUGGGGAAGGGAUAAGUUCAGGGUUAGGGUCAAGGUCAGAGUCAGGGUCAGUGUCAGGUUAGGGUUAGGGGUUAGGAUUGAAGUAAGAGUGAGAGUCAAGGUCAGGUUCAGGUCAGCUCAGGGUCCUAGUGCAGGUCAGGGCUUUCCUGGUUGGCUUGGUCAAGAGUUGUGCAGAAGUGAGCUCUGGCUUUUAUCUCACUGUGAGCAAGAACCAGGGAUGGGGACCAGGCUGCCAAGGCCUUGACCUGUCCAUGACCUCGGCCAAGUCCUUCCCCUAACUGGGUCCUCUGCGCUGUGUGUAAGGAAGGUUGCUGCUAGGCACUAUUGUUCUGCCAUCUAGGAAGGAGGAGGAGACCUGGAGCGGAGGAACAUAUGUUCUGCUCCUGGAGAAACACAGGACUGAGCGGCUAGGUCAGGAUGGGAACUGAACCCAGACAGCCUCACACCAGAGCCCAAGCUCCACCUGGGGGGUGAGCUGGAGCCCAGGAGUCGGGGCCACCUCCCCUCUCCCCACAUGCACAGGAGGUGCCUCGAGAUGGGCAAGUCUUUCCCAAAGCCACCUCUGCAUGUGCCCCUGGAUGAGGCCUGCCCCCUCAGAUCCAAGGGGGGCUGGCAAGAGACCAGGAGAGGGGGAGGUGGUCCCAUCAGCAGGACCAGGUUGGGGGUGACAGAUCCAGCAAUUAGUUCAGUUUAGAGCACUAGCUGUGGUCUGGAGGAAGCACACAAGAGAAGUUUGGUUUUGUUCUUGUUUUGUUCUGACAGUAGAGGGAGACCACAGGGCACCAGCAGUAAUAAGAUGACGUUGAGGGAGAUCAUAUCAGCAACUAGAAAAUUAAUCUUAUUUUGUCAUUUUGGUGGAGGCCAUCCUGCCUCCCGAGUCAAUAGUCCUCAGUUCAGAGUGUCCCGAGAGUGGGUGUCCAGGACUUAGAUCGAAGGCAGUGGUGAUGGUCUGGGACGAGGUUGCCAAAGCAUUCUGAGAUGACAGGCUGGUCCAGGUGUCCUGCAGGUGAGAGCCAAGUCGCUAACGCCCCCCUCCCCAAUGUCUCUGACCUUCGGGAGUCCGAGGUGCUCCUUCCCCACCAGCGGAGCAGCUGUCCUUUCACGGCUGCACGGUCAGUAUAUGUAUGACCUGUCCCUGCAGCACCGGGACUUGACCCUUUUAGAAGUCCUCGCCAUUUCUUACUCUGGCUGGAUUCAUCCCUGGGAGAUUCCUAUGUGGCAUCCCAGAACGUGGUGGCCAUGCUGGCAGGACCACCUUAGGAGUUGUCAUCUCAUACUCAUGCUCGUUAUCAGCAAUGUCCACAAUUGCCUGAUCCAGCAAGCAUAGGCAUGAGGUAAGGGAAGCCCCAGGCUUGUCAUCUCAGAAUGUUUUGGCAACCUCAUCCCAGACCAUCACUACUGCCUUCAGGAAACCAGGCUACGGGACCUGUGGGUGGCAGAGCAGAGCUGAAGGUGGGCACAGGAGGGGAAAAGGGAAGCGGGAGAAGGCGCAUUACAUGAAAGGUCCCAUGAGUGCCAGAUACUUGUCUGCUGUUGGCACUCGUGACCAUGAGGCUGGCAUCACUGUCUGACUAGAUGUGUUCAGGGAGUUCAAAUAUGUAGCAGCACAUUUAGGAGUUCUCAAAUGGUAUGGCCUGCAUUUGCUCUGCAAGUGGGAAUUGUUGUGUUGUACCCAGAAAGGGUAUCACUGUAGUCAACACCCAGUGGUACCCCUGGGACAAGGGUAAAGGAUUUCUAGAGUCUAUUUGCCAGGACUGGCCGGGUCUAGUGCACUGGACCGUGCACCCCAGAGUUCUCUUUGUCACUUGCUGGUGGAGCUGCCAGUCAGGCACAUUAGCCAGGCCUCCUUGGCCUCAGGUGCUGGCAUUGCCAGGCUUUGAUCUAUGGCUUGAUUGCCAUGCCCUUUGUGAUGAUGUAUCCAGGUGGCUGUGGUCUUUACCUGUGUGAUGAAGAAUUGGUCAGCAUGUCAGUUCCACUGAUGUUCAUUGCCAAAGCAUCCUUUUCCAGGGGUCAUGGACAGAGUGCAUGGGUCCUGUGCAGUCUGCUGCCACAGUGUUUGUCCCUAAGGGGCUGGGAUUCGAUCCAGGUUGUUCGGUUGUCAGGUGCUACACUGAUGUCCAUUGGCUACUGGCUGCAAGUUGGUGAAAAUGUAACAAGAUGUGUUCAGGGGGUGUCUUCCAGGACAAGCACCAGUCUGCAUCUCUGUCCACGGGCAGAGUUUUUUCCUUUCCGCAUGCUUUGGCUUUUUCCUGUGGCUCCCCAGCCACAGUGGACUGUUUAAUAUAACUGGUCUGACUGUGCAUCGGGCCCAGGCAUCCUCUGGGACCUUGGUGUACUGAAAACCCCACGUCUGAGGGUCACCCAUUCACACAGGUGAGAGAGUCGAUUGAUGGCUGGUUUACUCCUUUCUUGGAUGUACCAGUUUCAUUUAAUAACAGGUGCUUGCUGGGCAGGGCCCACUUUAUCCCAUAACAGAUGUGCCGGGGAGGAGCAACACAGGGGAGCUGGUCUCUCAUGGUCCACCUAUGCCCAGUUAGAAGCCAAGUUAAUUGGCCCUCACAUGGGGUAUGCUGAGCCGUGACUGUCAGGCAACUGCCACUCAAAACACCAGGGGUCGCCUUUGCUGCGUGUCAACUUCCUUCUGCCCCAGGCUUCAGGUUGCAUAUCUCAGUCCCCCACACUGUCAUUGGAAAGGCUCUUUAGGACAAAUUGGCCUGAGCGGGAGGCAGUCUGUACAGCCUGCUGGUUGCUUUCUUUAAGCACUUCUGCGUCCACAGCUCUUUAGUUGGUGUGUGGUGAUCUCCUUCCCCGUCCACCCUUGUCUUCUAAACUGCUUUACUGCCACCACGUGGCUGGGCCGGGGAGCCUGGAGGGUACCUGCUGGGCACCAGUCCCAAUGUCACUGUCCUAACUGUGGCCUUUCCCCAACGGCAGCAUCCCUCACAGUAAGGAGAAGUAGUUCUCAUCCUAAAACCUCUAUUUCCACAAGGCAUUAUUCAGCAGGGUCAGCUACCUGGGUGUGUGGAAUGUCCACCAAAUGAAACAACACAGGUUAGUUUCAAGCACGUGGUAGGGCCAGUGUUGGCUGAAACGGCACCUUUGUAACCUAAAAAGAACAGCCUAAAGCACUAUCCUUGCCUGGAGAGGAGCGGCCAGAGAUCUCAUCAGGAGCAUAUAGGGCCACAGCCCCGUGGAGUGUGGCUUUUUUCCCUGUUAAGACAACCUUCUGACUGGAGUUACAAAUCCAGCACACAGUGAUAGCGUCUGUAUCAGAAACAUAGGUUCCUCCACCUUGUGAGGGACGGCAGUUCUUUUCUUGAUGCCCGAGGGAGGCACCCCCUUCUCAGAGUUCUGGGUUCCUUCCCCAUAGGGCCCGUCUUCCAAGUUUCUAUGUUUUCAUAUCUUUAGCCUCCCCCAUUUCUUCCUCCAGCCCUAGGGAGAGGAAGCUGCUUUAUAUAACUGAGCAUUCUUUUUUUUUGCCUUUUUAGUUCUUCAGUUGCUGGGUGUGGUAGGCAGAAUAAUUGUCCUCCGAAGAUGUCCACAACCUAAUCCCUGGAAGCUGAGAAUAGGUCACCUUAUAUGGCAGAAGGGACUUUGUAAAUGUGGUUAAGUUGAGGACCUUGCGACGGGGAGCUGAUCCUGGGUUAUCUGGGUGGGUUCAAUCUAAUUAUGUGGGUCCUUAGAAGUUGAGGAGGGAGACAGAAGAGAAUCAGAGGGAGAUGUGACCACCGAGGAAUGGCCCGGGAGAUGCAGGAGUGGAGCACGGGAAUGUGAGAGCCUCUAGAAACUGGAAAAGGCAAAGAAAUGGAUUCUCUCCUAGAGCUUCCAGAAAGGAACACAGCCCAGUGAGAGCCGUGUUGGAUUUCUAACCUACAGAACUGAAAGAGAAUGCAUUUGUGUUGUUUCAAGUGACAAAAUUUGUGAUAAUUUGCUCUCGCAGCAAUAAAAAACACAUAACUGGUUAAUGCUCCUAUAUUAAAUUCUCUUUGUUAAUAUAACUGGUGAGGUUUCAUCCUCCCUGCCCUGGGCUAAUUCAGAGACUCCCUCCAACUCCCUCAUGCCCUGCAUGUUCCUGUCACUCCAGAUGGUGGGCAGUGUGAGCUCAGGGCAGAUCCCAUCUCUCCUACCUCUAUCUCUCAUGCUGAGUGGCUCUGACGUGCAGGAAAUUCUUCCCUCUGAUGAGCCUCUGUGUGUCUCUAAUCUUGUGUGUCCUAUAACUGGCCCCUGGAUGGCACAGACCCCACAGGAUUCCCAGGCUCCCAGGAAGCUAAGAUUCUAUUCCCUCCUUGCUUGUGACAUCUUCAACUUAUAAAGUACCCUGUCAUCAUGUAGGGCCUCCCCAGAGUUGGGGCUUUUGGCCCCAAACCCUCUUCAGUCUUUCACUUUAGGCCCUUCUGGUCACGUAGACCCAACUCACUCAGGGCAGGUAACAAACCACAUGCCCUCCAGUUCUCUCUCGUAAAAAGAGAUGGUGUAGCUUCCUCCACAGACCACAAAAACAAGCACCAGAUAAACUGAAUAGUUAAAAGGUAAAAAUAAAACUAACUAUAUUAGAAGAAGAGAUAGCAGAAUAAGUCCCCAAAUUAGUAUGCGAAAGAUCAUUUUAUUUAAGUAUGAGCAUGAACUCCUGUUGAUGCUGCCUAAUGGUUUUGGGGACCAAGUUAAAAUAGCAGACCACCUGGUAGACUGUACCAACUAUCAGUGCAUAAGCUAGAAAAUUCAUUCAAGAAGUGGAGGGUAAAAUGAAGUUCUUGUACAUGUAAAUAGACAAUAGAUUUAAUGUUGGUGAGCAGAAUAUCCAAGAUGACCUUGAAGUUUCAGGAACUGUUGACUGAGCAUGGCUGUGCCCCUGGUAUUACUAGAGCACAUAGAAAAAAAAAAACCUUUGUUAAUUGAGAAAGAGAAAUUA